Xyrauchen texanus (razorback sucker) is the source of this 4569-nucleotide messenger RNA. Its product is annotated as kinesin light chain 2-like. Gene Ontology annotation, cellular component: cytoplasm; kinesin complex; membrane-bounded organelle. Lineage: Eukaryota; Metazoa; Chordata; Actinopteri; Cypriniformes; Catostomidae. Gene Ontology annotation, molecular function: kinesin binding. Gene Ontology annotation, biological process: microtubule-based movement. The record is from RefSeq and is a predicted model, not a curated record.
GCAUCUGCGGACUAAAAAGGUCGUUUAAACCAUCAGGAAAUUGGGACUCACGGUGAAUCCACACGAGCGCAUGAGUGCAUCUUCAAGGCUCCUUCCAAAACCAUGAAAAUGCUAUUUCCGGAGGCUGUAUACGGAGUGAGUGCUGUGUCCCAUGGGUGAUGUCCACCAUGGUGUACCCGCGAGAGGAGGCCCUGGAACAGCUUACGCAGGAUGAGAUCGUGCUGAACACUAAAGCCGUGCUGCAGGGUUUGGAGACGUUGCGUGGGGAGCACACCCAGCUCCUAAACUCCAUACUGGACUGCAACCAACCGCCCGUCACCCAGGAGAAAUCAAUGCUACUCCGCAAGAGCCUUGAAGACAUAGAGCUGGGACUGGGAGAGGCACAGGUGAUCAUCGCUCUGUCUGGUCAUCUGAGCACUGUGGAAUCUGAAAAGCAGAAGUUGCGUGCCCAGGUGCGUCGACUCUGUCAAGAGAACCAGUGGCUGCGGGACGAGCUGGCCAGCACUCAGCACAAGCUGCAGAAGAGCGAGCAGAGCAUCGCGCAGCUGGAGGAGGAAAAGAAACAUCUGGAGUUCAUGAAUCAGAUCCGCAAGCUGGAUGAGGACACCUCACCCUCAGAGGAGAAACCAGUAGAGAAGGAGAAGGACAAUCUUGAUGAUCUUUUCCCUAAUAAUGAUGACCAGGGGCCAGCUCAGCCCAGCGGCGAAGUGGCGGCGCAGCAGGGAGGGUAUGAGAUCCCAGCUCGCCUCCGAACCCUCCACAACCUGGUGAUCCAGUAUGCCUCUCAGGGCCGGUACGAGGUGGCUGUGCCACUCUGCAAACAGGCUCUGGAAGACCUGGAGAAAACAUCCGGACAUGACCACCCAGAUGUGGCCACCAUGCUCAACAUUCUCGCCCUGGUGUACAGGGAUCAGAAUAAGUAUAAAGAGGCAGCUCACCUGCUGAAUGAUGCUCUGGCCAUCAGAGAGAAGACUCUGGGUAAAGAUCAUCCCGCUGUGGCUGCCACGCUUAAUAACCUCGCUGUACUGUACGGCAAACGUGGAAAACACAAGGAGGCAGAGCCACUGUGCAAGAGAGCGCUGGAGAUCAGAGAGAAGGUCUUGGGGAAAUUCCACCCUGAUGUGGCAAAGCAGCUGAAUAAUCUGGCUCUGUUGUGUCAGAAUCAGGGGAAGUAUGAGGAAGUGGAAUAUUAUUACCGCAGGGCCCUCGAGAUUUAUGAGAACAAACUGGGUGCUGACGACCCCAACGUGGCCAAAACCAAAAACAACCUGGCAACGUGUUAUCUGAAACAGGGCAAGUUCAAAGAUGCAGAGACACAUUACAAGGAGAUUCACCGCGCACAUGAGAAGGAGUUUGGAUCAAUCAACAAUGACAACAAGCCUAUUUGGAUGCAUGCAGAGGAAAGAGAAGAGAGCAAGGGCAAGAGGAAGGAAUCGGUCCCUUACGGGGAGUAUGGCAGCUGGUACAAGGCCUGCAAAGUGGACAGCCCCACUGUUAAUACCACACUGAAGAGCCUGGGGGCGCUGUAUCGCAGACAGGGCAAACUAGAGGCGGCGGAAACACUCGAGAACUGUGCAUCUAAGACUCGCAAACAGGGCAUUGAUGCAAUUAAUCAGAGUAAGGUGGUGGAGUUGCUGAAGGACGGGGGUUGUGGUGGAGGGGACAGACGUCAGAGCAGGGAUGGGGUAAACUGUCCCGGAGGCCCCCGAGGGGAUUGUGAUGGUGAUGAGGCUGAGUGGAGCGGGGAUGGGAAUGGUGGCCUGCGCAGGAGUGGCUCGUUCGGGAAGAUUCGUGAAGCCCUGCGGCGCAGCAGUGAGAUGCUGGUGAAAAAACUGCAGGGCAGCGGCCCUCAGGAGCCAAGCAACCCUGGGAUGAAGAGGGCAAGCUCCUUAAAUUUUCUCAAUAAGAGCGCAGAAGAUACCUCACAGGAAUCUAACAGCAUUUUGUCAGAAUCCAGAGGACUGAGUGCUAGUAACAUGGACUUGACAAGACGCAGCUCUCUGAUCAGUUAGAAAAAGACAUCUGGACUUGGCGGGGCCAAAUGGAGAGCCUUUUUGCUACUUGAAACAAAAGAUCAUUAAAUUUUCCUUAUUCAUAAUUUUCAGAACAAAAUGAUCUUGUAAGUAAAAAUAUAUGUCUUUCGUUGUACAUUGGCACAUCAUAAUUUGGGCUAGGCUUGUUAGCUUUGUCCUUAGCGACCGUCAUUUAAGGUCACAAUAAAAAUGCUAAUUAAAAAGAUCACGCUAAACAGCAUACCGCCGAACCAUACAGACAAUCUGCGCUAGAGACAUCUAGUGGUAAAAUUACAUCAUAUUAUUGCAUAAAAAUGGCUAGAGUGGCUUAGCAUACUUCCAUCAACUUGUUCUGUCUGUACGAAGCAAACAAUUUCAAUGGGUUCGCCAUUUAGAAAAUUCAAAGUUCAAACAUUGCGUAUAUAGUAGAUGCAUAGACACCGCGAAUGCUAACUCCUUCCACAAAAAGACCUCAUAAAGUUGGAAUGGUGCAACAAUGUAUAUCAUAAAUGCACUUGCGAAAAUAAAUGUGUCUGGAUGUUUUUCGUUGAGAGCACUGAUUGUUACGACCUCAAUUUUGCCUACUUAGUUGUAUGUAUAUACUGGUUUAAAUUAUUUGAAGUCUUUUUAUUUUGCAAAACUAGUGCACAAGGAUUUUGUUUACAAUGUAGGAGUGACUUGAAAUCAUUUGAAUGGUACAUUUGAAGGAUUUUGCUUUAUGAUCUAAACACUAACUUAAGGCAAAGCUUUAUUUUUAUUGAGUGUUGGGAUUCUAUGAAUCUAGAUUCAUCGUUCAGCCUCAUGCAGAUCUUUUGCAAAUGGGCGUUUAUCUCAGAAGUCUGAGUUCGAUUUAUGGGACAUGAACCAACACAAAGGCUUAAUGAGGGGUAGAAAAUGUAUGUUUGGUUGGUGGAAAAGUCUUAAUAUAUAGCACUGAGAUAUACCGUCAUUUUUAUUUUUUUAUAUGUGCAUGCUAACAACUAGGAUGUCAAGAACACCGUAUUAAACCAUAGCUGUAAACAGCCAAAUCCUCCUUUUGUUGUUUUAAUAUUUCAUCGGUUUCAUGUGAAUUAAUACUUAAAUAUCCAUUAAAUGUGCAGAUUUUGAAAAGAGCUCAUAUCUAUCAGGAAUAACAAAUGAUUUUGUCUCCUACUUGCUCAUACAUCUAUGUAAGUGUUCCUUAUUGAAACCUUUCUCAUGUUUGCACCUUUAUCCUUAAGUCAUUAUCCUUAUUUUCAAGAUGACAGAAUAUGUAUUUGAUAUUGGGUUUUAUUUGAAUGUUUUGAAUUGAUAGCUUCUGUGUUCAUCAGAGAUGAAUGAUCAGUUGUUUCUGUCAGUGCAUGCAAAGGUCACUAGAUUUUGCUUUCAGCCAUACAAAUAGGUUAAUCCCACAAAGUAAUGACAGGGUUGUAUUUCACCUCUAAAACCCACCAGGGUUGUACCGAGCAAAGGCAGGGUGCCGCAUUUGACCUCACCAUGGGCCCAGCCUGUGCUAGGGACGGUCUUGUAUUGCAUAAAGAAAUUGAAGCAUAUUUUUGGGAUAAUUGUCAUGAAAUUGUCUAGUUUUGAAACUCAAAAAUUUAGUAAUCAGAAAACGUUAUGACCUAAAAAAAAGAGAAGGGUAUAGCUGCAGGCAUUGUUCCAAAAAUGGGCGGGAGCUCCAAAUAGCCAGAAUAGAUAUUGGGAGCCCCUUACCUAACCCUAACCAUCUGUGGAGUUGUCGCCCCCUUUCUUCUGGAGAAACCAUGUCCCGUUUUGGAGAUUUCGCCCCCAUAGCUUGCAGCUAAACCUACUUGUAGAUAAAGGCUGCAUUUUUUUUAAUGCAAAACAUGAUUUGUUUCUUUUGAUUUGGGGGUGAGAUAUGACUGACACUUUUUGAUAUUGUUGUGAGAUUCAUCCGAACAGAAUGUACCACAAAGAGUUGCUUAUGCGUUCAUUUUAAUGUUGUUUUAAUGUAGUUGAAUGUUUUGCUGAAGAUAAAUGAUGGCACUAGAAAGUUCUUGAGAGAAACAAAAUAAUGUGAUCGAAAUAAAAAUAUCAGGAGACAUGAAUGUUGAAAUUGCAGACGCAACAAAUCAUUGUUAAGAGAAAUACAAAUAUCACAAUGUCACUCACGACCACAAAAACAUGCACUUGUGUAAACUACUCAAGCUUUGCCCUAGCACAAAGUGUGUAGUUUCUAACAACUGUGAUUAAUGCUGUUUAUACACUAAAAUGAAUGUGAACCAACCUUUUUUGUUGUCCUGUCUGUCAUUACUACCUAUGUGUGAUGACUGUCUUGCCACAUAAUAUUUAUAAAUGUUUGUUUGACUUGUUAGAUUGUGCUGCAGGCACCCAAGUUGCUCUUGGGAACUGAUCUUGGAACAGUGCCCCAGUUCUUUAGUGGAAUCCCUUUGCAAGCACUCAGAUUGGUUGCAAAGGGUAACUUCUACCAGCCAUGUAGAAUGUAUUCUUUCUGGUACUCUAGGGUUCAGCCAAAAUGGAUUUCCCUUGUGAAGAGGCCAACCUCAUGUAUGUUUUAAUAAAAUGUUCAAAAUAAAUUAAUUCUGCUUUUCAA